GUCAUUGUUCUCGCGCCGGUAGGCGCAGGGGUCGCGGCUGCUUGCCUUCUGUUCCAGAGCUCGCGAGCUCCGGCCGGGCUGCUUCUCCGCGCAUGUAGACAUUACUCAUCCUGGCCCCGGGAAGAAACUCAAGAAGAAGCUUUUGAGACUUAAAGAUUAGAUGGGGCUUGACUUCUGCUGGGCAGCCCCCAGCUAUAGGAGUUCCCCUCCUGAGCAGAGAGGAUGACUACAGAAUUGAGAGAGGCCAUGACCCUGGCCCCUUGGGGCCCAGUGACAGUGAAAAAGGAAGAGGAAGAGGAGGAAACCUUCGUGGGUCAGGCAUCCAGCCAACAAGUGCAUUCUGAAAACAUCAAAGUCUGGGCUCCUGGGGAGUGUCCUCAGACAGGCCUCGAUGUAUCAGAACAGGAGGAAAAGGGUCAGAACUUGUUCUGGGACAUGGCUGUCAUCCUGAAACCAACACAGGAGGCGUCUGCUGCAUCAACCCCCGGCAGUUCCUCAUUACCAGAGACUCUGGCCAAGAGGGAGCUACUGGAGACUCAUGGGAGCAUGACCUGUCUAGGUGCUGAAACCAAGAACCCACAGUUACUCGUUCCAAAAACUGAGAUAUGUGAUGAAGCAGAAAAACCUUUCAUAAUAUCAGGAAGAAUCCAGAAAGUUGACCCUCCAGGACCUGAAUUAGGAGAAGGCUGUGAAAAAGGGAACAUGUUAAAAAGGCAGAGAAUAAAGACGGAAAAGAAAGAUUUCAGACAAGUGACAGUGAAGGACUGUCACAUACCUGAAAACUUCAAAGAAGAGGAAGACCAGAAGUGUCACAAAUCUGAGGAGAGAUAUAGCCUUGGUUCUGGCUCUGUUAAAAAUCAGAAAAGCCAGGCUGGGCAGAAACCUUUUACAUGUAGCGUGUGUGGGAAAGGUUUUAGUCAGAGCGCAAACCUUGUAGUGCAUCAGCGAAUCCACACUGGAGAGAAACCCUUCGAAUGUCAUGAGUGUGGGAAGGCCUUCAUUCAGAGCGCAAACCUUGUUGUGCAUCAGCGAAUCCACACUGGACAGAAACCGUAUGUUUGUUCAAAGUGUGGGAAAGCCUUCACUCAGAGUUCAAAUCUGACUGUACAUCAAAAAAUCCACUCCUUAGAGAAAACCUUUAAGUGCAGUGAAUGCGAGAAAGCCUUCAGUUACAGCUCACAACUUGCCCGGCACCAGAAAGUCCACAUUACAGAAAAAUGCUAUGAAUGUAACGAGUGUGGGAAAACAUUUACUCGAAGCUCAAACCUCAUUGUCCACCAGAGGAUCCACACCGGGGAGAAGCCCUUUGCCUGUAAUGACUGCGGCAAAGCCUUCACACAGAGCGCAAAUCUUAUCGUGCAUCAGCGAAGCCAUACUGGUGAGAAGCCAUACGAGUGCAAAGAGUGUGGAAAAGCCUUUAGUUGUUUUUCACACCUUAUCGUGCACCAGCGAAUCCACACCGCGGAGAAACCUUACGACUGCAGCGAGUGCGGGAAGGCCUUCAGUCAGCUCUCUUGCCUUAUCGUGCACCAGAGGAUUCACAGCGGGGACCUUCCGUAUGUGUGUAAUGAGUGCGGGAAGGCCUUCACCUGCAGCUCGUACCUGCUGAUUCAUCAGAGGAUCCAUAAUGGGGAGAAGCCGUACACAUGCAGCGAGUGUGGCAAGGCCUUCCGGCAGAGGUCGAGCCUCACCGUGCACCAGAGAACCCACACCGGGGAGAAGCCCUACGAGUGUGCCAAGUGCGGUGCGGCUUUCAUCUCCAACUCACACCUCAUGCGCCACCACAGAACCCAUCUCGUUGAGAGCACAUAGAGGGACGAGGGAGACCUCCAGGCGCCAGUCAGAACCUCCCGCCCCCGCCCCCCCCAAGUCAGACACCUCUUGGCUGUUUUCUCCUCCUUGGUGAAAACGAGGCCUGCUCUGUCCUUAAAAGUAAUAGUUUUCAGGAGUGCAGCGCAAAACACAAGAGAGGCAUUUCAGAGGCUAAUUUAAAGAAAAUGAAAACGAAGGCCUCAAGGCAAGGAUUUUGUUUUUCACUUGGUGCCCCAAGUGUCAUGGUGUCUGAAGUGGAAUGUGGCUUUCUUAGAAAUGGAUCAUACAGAGCUCAGUGAUAAAGAUCCCUUUGGGGGAAAGGCAUUUUUCACUUAACUUUGUUUUUGAAAACUCUGGUAAUUUCUUGGGCAACGGGCAGGUUACUGGUGGAGGUCUGCCUGAUGGAAUUCCGGAGCUUUGAACCUUGUAUUCUAAUAUUUUGGGUUAAGCAGCGACUCAUUAAGGAAACCACUUGGGGUAGCAGUUCACCAACAACUCACCUAUGAACAUUUAUAGGUUUUCCAUUCCCUAGGUAAUUAAAAAAAACAAAAACACCCUACUAACCAUCUAUUGCUCCUAACAUGGAUGGAAGUAGGAAACAUUCGUUUCCCUCAUCAUCUGUACCUCAUGAACGUUGGUGUGGUAAAGCUCUGGGGACCUCUGACGAGAGUCUCUUCUGACCGUUUCCCAGCCUGCAUGGCCAAGCAAUUGAGGACUGAUGGAGACAGCCACAGACGCUGCUGGGUUGUGUCCCUUUGCUAAGGUCAACAGCUCUUCCCAUAACUUAACCCCAGUUGCCAUUGCAUUCCGUUUGAGUGAGACGCUGCUAGCAGCCCCCUUCCCAGAUAGAGGCAUCAGAGAAUAAAGCUUCCCUGGAGGUAUGCCCGCUUUGUCUCUGCUCUCAUUCUGCUCAGGCCCAAGCAGGGGGCUCAGUUGGGUGUCAUUGUCACUUUCUGGAUGGUCUUUAGAAGAAAUAAUGGAGCCCUUCUAAUUCUGAGAGGAGCCAAGAGGGAAAUGAAAAGAGAGGGAGGAAGCAGAGUGGGAUUCCUAAGGUCUUCAUUUGUUUUUUUUAGAAGUUCAAAGGUAUUGGAAUAUGCAAACUUUUAGAAGGAUGAAGAAACUGGCUAAGGUAAGAUACCUUUGUUACCAUUGAGCCUUUACUCCCGAAAAACAAUUUCUACAACUAUGCAAUAGGUAGAGUUAUGUAAUAAUAUUGCCUUGUAUUUAUAUAGAACUUGAUUCUUUGUCUGUGUACCUUCAUGUGUAGAGUCAUGAUACCCGGCACUUACCUCAUACUUUCAGAUAGAUCAUUACCUUAAUCCUUGUAACACUGAAAGAGGUGUUUGCCCCCUUUACCUGAGAGAGGUCAUUUAACACAAGACCAAGUAACAAGUGACAGCCUGUAUUCAGGCCCAGGUCCUAAAUCCAGGUUCCCUCUGUUCUUCUAUGUUUAUCCCAUGUCUCACCACCUGUAACCCCACCCAGAUCUGUGGGAAAGCCUGAGAAAAGGGUAUAUAGAAAAGGUAUAUAUAUAUAUAUAUAUAUAUAGGUGAGGAAGCUGAGGUGACAGAUUUGGGGAUUUGCCUUAGGCAGUGUGCCCAGCAAGCAGCAAAUCUAAGGCUGGAGUUUGAGUCUCCUAAUUUCUGGGUCUGUCUCCACUCCCGCUCUCAGCAAGCAAGAGUGUUUAUCAUAAAUGCUAUACCUGGUGAAAGCAAUUGGGGGCACCUCUCGUGCAUAAGUCCACGCAUUUAUUGUGUCAUUUCUACAAGACUAAAUAUUAGUUAGCAUAGCGUUUUGUAGUUUACAGAGCACUUUCACAUACAGAAGGCAUACACAAGAAAGCUUAUUAACUUUUUUCCCCCCUUUAACCACAGUCUUUCAUCAAAGCAUGUGUGACAACUUCUCCCAGUUUCAUUCUAAAUCAUAUAGACACAAAUACAAAAACAUCAAUACAGUUCAAAAGUAAGAAUCAAAAAUGCUCAUGCGGGGCUUCCCUGGUGGUGCAGUGGUUGAGAGUCCGCCUGCUGAUGCAGGGGACACGGGUUCGUGCCCUGGUCCAGGAAGAUCCCACAUGCCGCGGAGCAGCUGGGCCCGUGAGCCAUGGCCGCUGAGCCUGCGCGUCCGGAGCCUGUGCUCCGCAACGGGAGAGGCCGCAACAGUGAGAGGCCCAUGUACCGCCAAAAAAAAAAAAAAAAUGCUCAUGCCCUCACAGACCCUGGUAGUGACUCUUUCUGUCCCCUCUCUGGGAGUGGAAAGACCCAAAGAUAACACCACAUGUCUCCACUGAGAUUAGGAACAAGUUAGGUUUUUCCCCCUGCAUGAUCAGGAGGCUUAGAGAGGGUGAGCAGGUCUGAAGAUUUGAGGUAGAUCCGUGACCCUGACCCACCAAGAGGCCAAAAGUGUGCUUUCCUGAAAGGUAUCAGCUGGGAUUUGUGACCAUUAAGAUGGUUAAACUGUUUGAGCCACAUGCUGUAUAUUUAUUCUUGUAAAUGAAUACUCAGUCAUGACUGAUUGUGAUCUCCUGGCUAGAGAUUUCUAUUCAUAGGGAGCUCAGAAGAGCUGUCCAGGUGAUUGUGAUAUAAAGCCAGGUUUGGGAAUCACUGACCCACCGUUUUACAGCAGUGGUUUUUAACCUUGGCUGCAUGUUAGAAUCAUCUAGGACACGUGAAAUUUUUUCCAUUUUAGGCCUCAGUACUUUUUAAAACUUAGAAGGGGAAUGAGCCACUACAGACAAGUAAAACCUGCAGGUCACAAAUGUGUGUGAUCAAAGGUGGAAGGGAACUCCAAUAUAAGGAUCUGGAUGCGCAUUGUUCUGUUUCAGCAAAACAGGACAGUAACUACAUUGCCUUCCGUGCCUCUGACAACCCUUGGCUGCUGGGACUCUGUGACCUAACUUCCUGUAUUUGUAUUUUAAGUGCAUAUACCAAACAUUUUAUUUAUAUGAGCAAACCAAGUUCUACCUAACAUGCUUUUCUGUUCCUCAUUCAACAAAAUGACUUUUUACAUUUUUGCUUAUAUUUCAUCUCCAGGUCUGGGUUUCCACCAAUCUGCACCCAGGUUCAGGACCCCCGAUCCUACACAAAUCCUGUGAGCCUAGUAGGUUACUAGACAGAUCAGUUCCUUCCCCAACUCAUAAAAACUUUCCCUCCCAAUUAAAUUCCAGCCCUCAAAAUAAAUUACCUCCCACUUUUUUCUACAGGGUUUCUGAUAGGAGAGGAGUGACUACCCUUUGUUGUCAGACUUGGCUUAGGUUUUCCUUUUCCUUGGGGUCAUCUCCCUUCUUUCUGGGCUGGUCUUGCCAGAAGUAGAUGGGAACUCUGAAGCCCCAUUUUCUUAAGUUGCCAAGAGCUAUCAGUCUUAUAGAUCUCAGAGUCAGACCUAGUGAUGAGCAUUAAGGGUAGAGCCAAGAAGUCUGUUUUUACCCUCAAAUGAGACCAACAGAUGUAUGUUACGUGGAGCACAGGGAUGAGAAAGUGAAAUCACGUAUAGGUGCUUUGGAGGCUCGGUGGGGAGAGAUUCUUCAUCAGCAUGCGUACACACACACCCCUCUCAAACAUAAUUGGCUGUGAAUUCCUCCAGGCUCAGGAAGCUAGUCCUUUUUCUAUGCUCUGGAUCCCCUCCCUCCCCUAGGUGGUCAUCCCUCUCCCACUUCUGUCACUUCUCCCAUUGUGUGCCUAACUUUUCUGGGGUCACAGCCCCUUUGAGAAUCUGAUGGAGGUUGUGGACCCUCUUCAGGAGAAACUCGGAUUGCACUCUCAGUUCUGUGCUUAUUUGUGGAGGCAUAUAAAUUCCCUGAGGCCAAUCCGUGGAGCCUCCAGGGCCUCAAGUCACACCUGGGGAUGCACUACAUAAUUGCCCUCACAUGCUACAAAGUGGUGGCUUUUUAAAAAAUGAGGUCAGAUUAUGGAAUCUCUGAGGAUGUUGCCCAGAUACAUAACCUUUUCAGUCUUACUUCUCCUGGCUUCCCUCCCUCAGCAAAUGGCAUUAUCCAGCACCCAGACUGGAAACCCAGGAGGCAUUUCUGGCUUCCGAUGUAUCAUGUGUUGAUUACAAAAAUAUUUAUUAUGCACUCUCUUUGUGGCAAACAUGGUGCUAGGUCCUGGGUUGCCAAAGCAAACAAGGCCUACCAUACCCCCUUUUCAUGUCUCUCAUGGGAAAGAUGUCUGGAUCCCUCAACAUGAUUUACUGAGCUCUUCCCAGCCUCAUCGCUUCACUUCACACGCACCUUUACUGCAGCCUGGAGGCACGUGCUUGCUCUUCUCGUGCCUUUGCUCACACUGUCCUCGGUGCCUGUGAUACCUCACCACCACACCCCACAGCCCCUGUCUGCUUUGCCUAACAUUUGGUUUCUUUUAAGAUUUGGCUCAGGCCCAUCUCUGGGAAACCUCUGACUGCCCUAUGGCCAAGAAGUAUAUUUAGAAGUAUUGAAGAGCAUGAUAUUUGUAUCCAGAGUUUUACUUUAUGCUUUAAAGUGAAAAAAGUCUGGAUUCGAAAUUGUGUAUAUAGUACAGUUCUCACAUAAUGUUAUGUACACUGUAUACUAUGAGAAAGUAUAUAGAUAAACAUGAAGGAAAUAUAAGAAAAUGUUAUAAAUGGUUGACUUGUUCAGAGCCAUACAAAUGGUAAAUUGCAGAGCCUGGGCUCAAACCCAGGUCCUAGGGAUAAUGGAAUUAUGGGUGAUUAGAAGUUUUUUUAAAAGUAAUUUCCAUAUUUUUUAUAAGGAACAAAAAUUUUAUAAUCAGGAAAAAUAAAUUAUUUAUUGUAACUACAAAUUUAGUUUUAUUGUAUUAACUGUAAACAGUAUCUCAAUUCUCCAUUUUGUAGAAUGGGGGAUGCACCCUGCUUCUGUCUCCUCCCCUUGUCCACCUCUCUGCCUCUGACAAUGUCAAGUCUGCUAAUUCUUGAAUUCUGUUCUGAAACCAUAGUCUUUUAUGCUUUGUUUAUUGAUUUGUUCUGAAAAUUGAA
Molecule: messenger RNA, 6777 nt
Organism: Globicephala melas (long-finned pilot whale)
Lineage: Eukaryota; Metazoa; Chordata; Mammalia; Artiodactyla; Delphinidae
Gene: ZNF197
Product: zinc finger protein 197
Biological process (GO): regulation of transcription by RNA polymerase II
Cellular component (GO): nucleus
Molecular function (GO): RNA polymerase II cis-regulatory region sequence-specific DNA binding; DNA-binding transcription factor activity, RNA polymerase II-specific
Source: RefSeq, a predicted model, not a curated record